UUGAAGAGAACAGCUCGGGUGGAACAGUUCAUAUCUUACAAAGGAACAGUAGUUUCCACAAUGGAUCGGCAAAAGGCUAGCCUGUCCCCCUCCACCCUCCAGGAGUCCCCAGGUCAAUCUCCUCUCUGUACUUUACUGCUGGUUCUGGUCGACUGCUUGAAAACACCGGGGCAGACUGGAACUGAGAGACUAGAAGAGGAACAUGGAGAUAUGAUUUCAUUAAGGGACAUCUGUAAUGGUUGCUCUCUAAGUGGGAGGGGCUUAUCAUCUGGGGAGCCUCAACAACAUCAUGAUGCUGAGAAGAAAGAGAAGAGUCUCUCCAGAUCGAAACACCGGCAUAGAGGUAUAGGGAAGAAACCUCACCGCUGCUCUGUCUGUGGGAAGAGUUUUGCUAAACAAGACUUGACUAUUCAUGAGCAAAUUCACACCAGAGAGAAACUAUUCCACUGCUCUAAGUACGGGAAGAGUUUCACUGCAUCUAAAACUUUAAAAUCUCAUCAGAGAAUUCAUACAGGGGAGAGGCCUUACCCCUACUUUGGUUGUGAGAAAUGCUUCAAACAAUGGAUUCCAGACUACACAAAACACACAGGACCGCCUUAUAGCUGUGAUCAGUGUGGGAAGAGCUUCAAUCAAUCAGGAAACCUGACUAUACACCAACACAUACACACAGGAGAGAAGCCUUAUAGCUGUGAUCAGUGUGGGAAGAGCUUCAGUCGAUCAGGAGACCUGACUACACACCAACGCAUACACACAGGAGAGAAGCCUUAUAGCUGUGAUCAGUGUGGGAAGAGCUUCAGUCGAUCAGGAGACCUGACUAAACACAAACGCAUACACACAGGAGAGAAGCCUUAUAGCUGUGAUCAGUGUGGGAAGAGCUUCAGUCGAACUGGAGACCUGACUAAACACCAACGCAUACACACAGGAGAGAAGCCUUAUUGCUGUGAUCAGUGUGGGAAGAGCUUCAAUCAAUCAGGAAACCUGACUAAACACCAACGCAUACAUACAGGAGAGAAGCCUCAUAGCUGUGAUCAGUGUGAGAAGAGUUUCAGGACGUCAGAUCACCUGACUAUACACCAAACCAUACACACAGGAGAGAAGCCUUAUAGCUGUGAUCAGUGUGGGAAGAGCUUCAAUGAAUCAGGAAACCUGACUAAACACCAACGCAUACACACAGGAGAGAAGCCUUAUAGCUGUGAUCAGUGUGGGAAAAGCUUCAAUCAAUCAGGACACCUGACUAAACACCAACGCAUACACACAGGAGAGAAGCCUUAUAGCUGUGAUCAGUGUGGGAAGAGCUUCAAUGAAUCAGGAAACCUGACUAAACACCAACGCAUACACACAGGAGAGAAGCCUUAUAGCUGUGAUCAUUGUGGGAAGAGCUUCAAUCAGUCAGUAAAGCUGACUACACACCAACGCAUACACACAGGAGAGAAGCCUUAUAGCUGUGAUCAGUGUGGGAAGAGCUUCAAUGAAUCAGGAAACCUGACUACACACCAACGCAUACACACAGGAGAGAAGCCUUAUAGCUGUGAUCAGUGUGGAAAGAGUUUUGCUCUAGAUUUCACCCUGACUACACACCAGCGAAUACACACUGGAGAGAAACCUUAUUCCUGUCUAUGUGGAAAGAUCUUUGCUCAUUCAGGGUCACUGAAAAAACACCAGGAUGCACAAAUAUGUUGUUUUUUAUCUCCCUCCUCUCCGGCACCAGUUUCAGAUCUCUAAAGGAAGUUUCAAUAGAAAACAUAUUGUAAAGAGUCAUCCAUCUCCCAUUCGCUAACAGUUUACUCAGUCUGAUUACCAAGGUAACCUGUGUAGCAUGAUAUGCAGCUCUGGAUCCAUAUGUAUCAAGCGUCUUGGAGUAGGAGUUCUGUAUCUUAUUUCAUUAACUCCUAUUGUCCAUUAAAUAAUGUAGAAUAAUGUUUCAACAAUUGUAGGCAUUCAACACCAUAGUACCCUCCAAGCUCGUCAUCAAGCUCGAGACCCUGGGUCUCGACCCCGCCCUGUGCAACUGGGUACUGGACUUCCUGACGGGCCGCCCCCAGGUGGUGAGGGUAGGCAACAACAUCUCCUCCCCGCUGAUCCUCAACACUGGGGCCCCACAAGGGUGCGUUCUGAGCCCUCUCCUGUACUCCCUGUUCACCCACGACUGCUUGGCCACGCACGCCUCCAACUCAAUCAUCAAGUUUGCGGACGACACAACAGUGGUAGGCUUGAUUACCAACAACGACGAGACGGCCUACAAGGAGGAGGUGAGGGCCCUCGGAGUGUGGUGUCAGGAAAAUAACCUCACACUCAACGUCAACAAAACUAAGGAGAUGAUUGUGGACUUCAGGAAACAGCAGAGGGAACACCCCCCCUAUCCACAUCGAUGGAACAGUAGUGGAGAGGGUAGCAAGUUUUAAGUUCCUCGGCAUACACAUCACAGACAAACUGAAUUGGUCCACUCACACUGACAGCGUCGUGAAGAAGGCGCAGCAGCGCCUCUUCAACCUCAGGAGGCUGAAGAAAUUCGGCUUGUCACCAAAAGCACUCACAAACUUCUACAGAUGCACAAUCGAGAGCAUCCUGGCGGGCUGUAUCACCGCCUGGUACGGCAACUGCUCCGCCCUCAACCGUAAGGCUCUCCAGAGGGUAGUGAGGUCUGCACAACGCAUCACCAGGGGCAAACUACCUGCCCUCCAGGACACCUACACCACCCGAUGUUACAGGAAGGCCAUAAAGAUCAUCAAGGACAUCAACCACCCGAGCCACUGCCUGUUCACCCCGCUAUCAUCCAGAAGGCGAGGUCAGUACAGGUGCAUCAAAGCUGGGACCGAGAGACUGAAAAACAGCUUCUAUCUCAAGGCCAUCAGACUGUUAAACAGCCACCACUAACAUUGAGUGGCUGCUGCCAACACACUGACAUUGACCCAACUCCAGCCACUUUAAUAAUGGGAAUUGAUGGGAAAUGAUGUAAAUAUAUCACUAGCCACUUUAAACAAUGCUACCAUAUAUAAUGUUACUUACCCUACAUUAUUCAUCUCAUAUGCAUACGUAUAUACUGUACUCUAUAUCAUUGACUGCAUCCUUAUGUAAUACAUGUAUCACUAGCCACUUUAACUAUGCCACUUUGUUUACUUUGUCUACAUACUCAUCUCAUGUGUAUAUACUGUACUCGAUACCAUCUACUGUAUGCUGCCCUGUACCAUCACUCAUUCAUAUAUCCUUAUGUACAUAUUCUUUAUCCCCUUACACUGUGUAUAAGACAGUAGUUUUGGAAUUGUUAGUUAGAUUACUUGUUGGUUAUCACUGCAUUGUCGAAACUAGAAGCACAAGCAUUUCGCUACACUCGCAUUAACAUCUGCUAACCAUGUGUAUGUGACAAAUAAAAUUUGAUUUGAUUCAUUCUUA
This is a messenger RNA of Oncorhynchus nerka (sockeye salmon), 3390 nucleotides long. Its product is annotated as zinc finger protein 883-like. The record is from RefSeq and is a predicted model, not a curated record. Gene Ontology annotation, biological process: regulation of transcription by RNA polymerase II. Lineage: Eukaryota; Metazoa; Chordata; Actinopteri; Salmoniformes; Salmonidae. Gene Ontology annotation, molecular function: DNA-binding transcription factor activity, RNA polymerase II-specific; RNA polymerase II cis-regulatory region sequence-specific DNA binding.